AUGCCGGUAGUGGGAAAUGUUGACGAUCAAGUAGAUAUGCCAAACGACGAACCUAUACAACGUAACAUUCACGAUUCCCCAAUGUAUAUCAGCAGUACUACUCCGCUCGUCAAAACAUGCUCUGAAAGAGCCGUUUCGCAGGGCAAUGGGUUGCUAAAGCGCAAAGCGCGCUGGAAUUCUCUCGUUGAUGGCAGGAAUAUGUCUUCUGAGAGAAACGCUUUGCUCAUGGAAAGACAAUACGUAUUUAUCACAGUGGCUUCAAUGGGGGAAAGCAGUCUCGUUCAUAAUCCAAAGUCGGCUAGAAAUCAAGAUAAUGAUAUCGACACGAGCAGUGAAUAUGAGGGGAACGAAGUACAUUUCCUGGAGAUAUCAAUGGAUGAUAACGCUAUCACGGAUGAAACCGAGGAGAGAAAGUUUACCUCAACAGAUGUUCCAUUGAAGUUGGAUUUUUUCUUUUAUAAUAUCGAAGAACCUGAAUAUCACUUAGCUCCCAAAUGUAACGACAAGCUUUUGAACUGCUUCAGGUUCAUCGCGCAGCAGAACGGGACAGAUAUUUUCUGCUAUUGCAUGUCCCAAGCCAAUGGGAGAUUUGAGCAGUUGGCACAGGGUCACUUUGGCUGUGGGAAGAUAUGGAUGGAUAUUAAGCGUUACCUGGAGGAGGAGCGCUGGUCCAUCCGGUAUGUUGACUUUCAUGGCCAGGAAUGUUGGAUUGGACUACUAUACUCGAGACGAAGGGAGUCACGGUCAUUUGCAAAGUACUCCCCCCGCGAUGGCUUCCUACGAGAACAUUACAUUCUCAGCCAUGAAUGCCGUUUCAUACACACCCCGACGUGGAGAAGGAUGAGGGAAUACAUGGAACCAGAAUACGAACGCAACGAUACUCAAUUCUUCUCGGAUAAGGCAACCCAGAUUCUCAAUGGAGUAACCGUUGAGAUUGGAAUUUUAAAGUUCAAAAUGUUUGAUGCCGAUGCGGAGGACCCGGCCGGCAUAUUGGAGAACAAGAGAUUUUUGCUUGGAAAAUCCAUCCAAACGAUGAAGAACAAAAGGAGUACCCCGGAUGGCUCCCGAAAGAAGAUACUACAGGCCAUGGAAAGAUUCUUGGAAAUUGAAAAACGUAUGGCCGACCCAAAUAUCAUUACCUAA
This is a messenger RNA of Morchella sextelata, 1143 nucleotides long. RefSeq lists its product as uncharacterized. The transcript has 5 exons. Bases 1 to 1143 code for a protein of 380 amino acids. The record is from RefSeq and is a predicted model, not a curated record. NCBI's taxonomy places the organism in Eukaryota, Fungi, Ascomycota, Pezizomycetes, Pezizales, Morchellaceae.